AGAGAGUCCCUAGCAACCGGAGAACAGGAGAGCUGUUGCCAUGGCACUCCGCAGAGGGACGCAGCAGGAGGAGGAGGAGGAGAGCGAGCCGGGCGGCGCGGAGGCCACCAUGAAGGUGCAAGGUGGAAAGGACAUUCGGGAUCAAAUCCAGGAACUGCGAGCCAUCAUACGCCUGCAGGAGCAAGGCAGGGUCCUACACACCCAGUCGUCCAAGCAGCGAGUGAACCAGAACAAGGAUACCGUCGGCCUCCUGCGGGGCAGCAUCCGGCAACGGACACGUGAAUGGCAGAUGGCCAGAAAGCAUGAUGAGAGGUCCAUCUCCUGGGCCUUUCGCGAAGAGCAUCUGCUGAAACUAGCCACGAACAAGACUUCCAUGGAGAGCGUGCAGCAGAAACUGCAGAAGUAUAUCUACGACCGGGUGAAGGUGCACGACGCCCUGGUUCAUCUGUUGCGGCGGCGGGCCGCGGUGCUGGAAGACCUGCAGCGGGAACUGCUCAGGCUGCGACGCCUGGAGGAGCCCAGCAAGGAGACCGAGCUGCAGCACCAAAGGAUUCGCCAGCUGGAGAACAGCAUCGAGAAGAUGGAGAUGAAGUGCAGCUCUGCCCAGAGCAUCCACCAGAUGUAUGAAAACUCUCUGGCAUCCCUGAAACAGGAACUGGCCAGCUACCCUUCCAAGCUGAGCAACAUGGCGAACAUGGUGGGCGCCUACCAGAGUGCACUUCAAGACAUGACCCAGAUGGCCCAGGAGACCAUCGAGAUCACGGAGGUGACCAAGUUGGAUGCGGCCAAAGCGGAGACGGCUCUCAUCGCGGAGCACGAGGCUCAGGAAAGCCAGCUGAACGCCCAGAAGAAGCAGGUUGACAAGGCCUGGGUGAGAGACACCGGCGAUCGCCACCGGCAGCAGUCCAGGAGAGAUACUGACUUCUCGUUUCUUGGCGAGGAUCUUACCAAAGGAAAGAACCCGGAACCUUCCAAAUCCCAGAUGGAAUAUGAAGCCCAGAUUAUUUCUGAAGUGGAAAAGGUCAAGACCGCUGUACCAGUGUUCAAAACGUCUGGGUAAGGCCACUGGCUUCAC
Messenger RNA from Ornithorhynchus anatinus (platypus), 1075 nucleotides. RefSeq names its product coiled-coil domain-containing protein 183-like. NCBI's taxonomy places the organism in Eukaryota, Metazoa, Chordata, Mammalia, Monotremata, Ornithorhynchidae. The transcript is spliced from 9 exons. Bases 41 to 1060 code for a protein of 339 amino acids. The record is from RefSeq and is a predicted model, not a curated record.